GGUCUCGCUCGCCCCUCCUACCCGCUCCCCCUCCCGCCGCCGCCCGGGCGCAUGCGCCGCCGGAGCGCGGGGGUCGGCUUCGGGUGUGUGGUGGCGGCAGAGCGGAGCUGCGAGGCCCGAGAGUCAGAACCUGGGGGAGAGGGAUGGUCUCUGCACGGGGGGGAGCCGGAGGAGCCGCCGCCGCUGCCGACGCCACCGCCGCAGCCGCCGCCGCCGCCGCCUCGGCGCCCGCCUGCCGGCGCUGACGGGCUCGUACGAAGCCGGCGAGGGGGAUCCCGCACCAGCGGUCGCCGGCACACCGCCCAGCAUGGUCCGGGAAACCAGGCAUCUCUGGGUGGGCAACUUACCGGAGAAUGUGCGGGAAGAGAAGAUCAUCGAGCAUUUCAAACGAUAUGGCCGCGUGGAAAGUGUCAAAAUUCUCCCCAAGAGGGGUUCUGAAGGCGGAGUGGCUGCCUUUGUGGAUUUUGUGGACAUCAAAAGUGCACAGAAGGCUCACAACUCAGUCAACAAAAUGGGAGAUAGAGACCUACGCACGGAUUAUAAUGAACCAGGCACCAUUCCGAGCGCUGCUCGGGGAUUGGAUGAUACAGUUUCCAUAGCAUCUCGUAGUAGAGAGGUUUCUGGGUUCAGAGGAGGUGGUGGAGGGCCUGCUUAUGGCCCCCCACCAUCACUUCAUGCACGAGAAGGACGUUAUGAGCGGAGACUUGAUGGGGCUUCAGAUAACAGGGAGCGUGCUUAUGAACAUAGUGCCUAUGGACACCAUGAACGGGGGACGGGAGGAUUUGAUCGGACAAGACAUUACGAUCAGGAUUACUAUAGAGAUCCUCGCGAGCGGACUUUACAACAUGGGCUCUAUUAUACUUCUCGGAGUCGAAGUCCAAACCGUUUUGAUGCUCAUGACCCCCGAUACGAACCUAGGGCUCGGGAGCAGUUUACACUGCCCAGUGUGGUACACAGGGAUAUCUACAGGGAUGAUAUUACCCGGGAGGUACGAGGCAGAAGGCCAGAGCGGAAUUACCAGCACAGCAGGAGUCGCUCACCACAUUCAUCCCAGUCUAGAAAUCAGUCUCCUCAGAGGCUGGCUAGCCAAGCGUCUAGACCCACAAGGUCCCCUAGCGGCAGCGGCUCUAGGAGUAGAUCCUCCAGUAGUGAUUCAAUCAGCAGCAGCAGUAGUACCAGCAGUGACAGCACUGAUUCCAGCAGUAGUUCAAGUGAUGACUCUCCAGCCCGAUCAGUUCAAUCUGCAGCAGUCCCAGCACCCACUUCCCAGUUGCUUUCAUCCCUGGAAAAAGAUGAGCCCCGUAAAAGUUUUGGGAUCAAGGUUCAGAAUCUUCCAGUACGCUCUACAGAUACAAGCCUCAAAGAUGGCCUUUUCCAUGAAUUUAAGAAAUUUGGAAAGGUGACUUCAGUGCAGAUACACGGAACUUCAGAAGAGAGGUAUGGUCUGGUAUUCUUUCGGCAGCAGGAGGACCAAGAAAAAGCAUUGACUGCAUCAAAAGGAAAACUUUUCUUUGGCAUGCAGAUUGAAGUAACAGCAUGGAUAGGGCCAGAAACAGAAAGUGAAAAUGAAUUUCGCCCUUUGGAUGAAAGGAUAGAUGAAUUUCACCCCAAAGCAACAAGAACCCUCUUUAUUGGUAACCUUGAAAAAACCACUACUUAUCAUGAUCUUCGCAACAUCUUCCAGCGCUUUGGAGAAAUUGUGGAUAUUGAUAUUAAGAAAGUAAAUGGAGUUCCUCAGUAUGCGUUCUUGCAAUACUGUGAUAUUGCCAGCGUUUGUAAGGCUAUUAAGAAGAUGGAUGGGGAAUACCUUGGAAAUAAUCGUCUCAAGCUGGGUUUUGGAAAGAGCAUGCCUACAAACUGUGUGUGGUUAGAUGGGCUUUCUUCAAACGUAUCGGAUCAAUAUUUAACACGACAUUUCUGCCGAUAUGGGCCUGUGGUGAAGGUGGUGUUUGACCGCUUAAAAGGCAUGGCCCUGGUUCUCUACAAUGAAAUUGAAUAUGCACAAGCAGCUGUAAAAGAGACCAAGGGGAGGAAAAUCGGUGGGAAUAAAAUUAAGGUGGAUUUUGCAAAUCGGGAAAGUCAGCUGGCAUUUUAUCACUGUAUGGAAAAAUCUGGUCAAGAUAUCAGAGACUUUUAUGAAAUGUUAGCAGAAAGAAGAGAAGAACGAAGGGGAUCAUAUGACUAUAGCCAAGAUCGUACAUAUUAUGAGAAUGUUCGUACUCCAGGCACAUAUGCUGAGGAUUCCAGACGGGACUACCCAGCUCGAGGGAGAGAAUUUUAUUCAGAAUGGGAAACUUACCAAGGAGACUACUAUGAAUCACGAUAUUACGAUGAUCCCCGGGAAUACAGGGAUUACAGAAAUGAUCCUUAUGAACAAGAUAUUCGGGAAUACAGUUACAGGCAAAGGGAACGAGAAAGAGAACGUGAAAGAUUUGAGUCUGACCGGGACAGAGACCAUGAGAGGAGGCCGAUUGAACGCAGUCAGAGUCCAGUUCACUUGCGACGCCCACAGAGUCCCGGAGCAUCACCCUCACAGUCAGAGAGAUUGCCUAGUGAUUCCGAGAGGAGGAUUUACAGCCGAUCCUCAGACCGGAGUGGAAGCUGUAGCUCACUUUCCCCUCCAAGAUACGAUAAACUUGACAAACCUCGAUUGGAACGCUAUACAAAAAAUGAAAAGACAGAUAAAGAACGAACUUUUGAUCCUGAGAGAGUGGAAAGAGAGAGACGUUUAAUAAGGAAGGAAAAGGUGGAGAAGGACAAAACUGACAAGCAGAAACGGAAAGGAAAAGUUCAUUCCCCUAGUUCUCAGUCUUCAGAAACAGACCAAGAAAAUGAGAGAGAACAAAGCCCUGAAAAAUCAAGGAGUUCUAAUAAACUGAGCAGAGAGAAAGCUGACAAAGAAGGAGUAGCAAAAAACCGCUUGGAACUCAUGCCUUGUGUGGUUUUGACUCGAGUGAAAGAAAAAGAGGGGAAGGUUAUUGACCACACUCCUUUGGAAAAGCUGAAAGCCAAGCUUGAUAAUGACACUGUCAAGUCUUCUGCCUUAGAUCAGAAACUUCAGGUCUCUCAGACAGAGCCUGCAAAAUCUGAGUUGUCUAAACUAGAAUCUGUUAGAAUGAAAGCGCCAAAGGAAAGGGGGCUUUCAAGCCACAUAGAAGUGGUAGAUAAGGAAGGCAGGCCUAAACCCAGGAAGCACCUAAAACCAGAGCAAACUGUUGAUGGGGUAAGUGCUGUGGAUCUGGAGAAGCUGGAAGCGAGGAAAAGGCGUUUUGCAGAUUCCAAUUUGAAAGCAGAAAGGCAAAAAUCAGAUGUUAAGAAAAGUAGCCCAGAGAUGGAAGAUGCUCGGGUGCUUUUAAAGAAACAGCCUGACAUAUCAUCUAGAGAUGUCAUUCUACUGAGGGAAGGAGAGUCUGAAAAAAAGACGGUGAGGAAAGAAGUUCUUAAAAGAGAACCUAAAAAAAUCAAACUAGACAGACUUAAUGCCGUUCCCAGCCCCAAAGAGUGUCAGGAGCUUGCCGGCAUUUCUGCUGGGACUGCGUCAAGGCCCGGCUCAGACCUGCAAGCGAGGCUGAGAGAAGCAGCAGGUGAGUCUGUGGGAAAUCAAGAAAUCCAGUCAAACAAACCCACUCCUUCAAAACCACCACUCAAACAGCUGGAGCUGUUAGAUGAUCAAGGACCAGAGAGAGAAGAUAAUAGGAAAAACUAUUGCAGUCUUCGUGAUGAACCACUUGAAUGUAAAUCAGGCCAAGAUAAACCACAUUCAGUAAAUACCGAAGAAAAAAUUGGCAUUGAUAUUGAUCACACGCAGAGUUACCGAAAACAAAUGGAGCAGAGUCGUAGAAAACAGCAGAUGGAGAUGGAAAUAGCCAAGUCCGAAAAGUUUGGCAGUCCUAAAAAAGAUGUGGAUGAAUAUGAAAGACGUAGUCUUGUUCACGAGGUCGGCAAACCCCCUCAGGAUGUCACUGACGACUCUCCUCCCAGCAAAAAGAAAAGGAUGGACCAUGUUGAUUUUGACAUCUGCACCAAGAGGGAACGGAACUACAGAAGUUCACGCCAAAUCAGUGAAGAUUCUGAAAGGACUGGUGGUUCCCCCAGUAUCCGACAUGGUUCCUUCCAUGAGGACGAUGACCCUGUUGGUUCCCCUAGGGUAAUGUCAAUAAAAGGGUCUCCUAAAGUAGAUGAAAAAGGUCUCCCCUAUUCUAAUAUAACAGUCAGAGAAGAGUCCUUAAAAUUUAAUCCUUAUGAUUCUAGCAGGAGAGAACAGAUGGCAGACAUGGCCAAAAUAAAGCUAUCUGUCUUGAAUCCUGAAGAUGAACUAAAUCGGUGGGACUCUCAGAUGAAACAAGAUGCCAGCAGGUUUGAUGUGAGUUUCCCAAACAGCAUAAUUAAGAGAGACAGCCUUCGAAAGAGGUCUGUACGUGACUUGGAACCUGGUGAGGUGCCUUCUGAUUCUGAUGAAGAUGGUGAACACAAAUCUCACUCACCCAGAGCCUCUGCAUUAUUUGAAAGUUCUCGAUUGUCUUUUUUAUUGAGGGACAGAGAAGACAAACUACGUGAGAGAGAUGAAAGACUCUCCAGUUCUUUAGAAAGGAACAAAUUCUAUUCUUUUGCAUUGGAUAAGACAAUCACACCAGACACUAAGGCUUUGCUUGAAAGAGCUAAAUCCCUGUCUUCAUCUCGAGAAGAAAAUUGGUCUUUUCUUGAUUGGGACUCCCGAUUCGCUAAUUUUCGAAACAACAAAGAUAAAGAAAAGGUUGACUCUGCUCCAAGACCUAUUCCAUCCUGGUACAUGAAAAAGAAGAAAAUUCGGACUGAUUCAGAAGGGAAAAUGGAUGAUAAGAAAGAUGACCAUAAAGAAGAAGAACAGGAAAGGCAAGAAUUAUUUGCUUCUCGUUUUUUACACAGCUCAAUCUUUGAACAAGAUUCCAAGCGAUUGCAGCAUCUAGAGAGAAAAGAUGAAGAAUCUGACUUCGUUUCUGGCAGGUUAUAUGGGAGGCAGACAUCUGAUGGUGUGAAUAGCACAACUGAUUUGAUUCAAGAGCCAGUAGUUCUUUUCCAUAGCAGAUUUAUGGAACUCACACGAAUGCAACAGAAAGAAAAAGAAAAAGACCAAAAACCCAAAGAGGCCGAGAAACAGGAGGAUACAGAGGAUCACCCCAAGACCCCAGAAUCUGCUUCUGAAAAUACAGAGUCAGAACUGAAAACUCCACCUUCGACUGGGCCUCCUGGUGUCACAGCUGUAGCUCCAGAGUCUGCAGCAGCAUCACUGGAGAAGACAGCUGGUGAAAAAACAGGAGAGCUGCCUUCGGUGACAGAAGAGAAGACCACUGAGCCAGCCUCUGUCUCAGAAGAAGCAAAACCUGUAUCUGAUCUGACUCCCAUCGCUGUGGAACAACCUGAACAAGUAGACUUGCCCCCAGGAGUGGACACCAGGAAAGACGUUGCUGAGACUCCUUUAGUUGUUGAAGAAAGUUCAUCAGUCGAUCAGCUGCCUUAUUUGGAUGCCAAGCCUCCAACUCCUGGGGCCUCAUUUUCCCAGGUAGAGAUCAGUGUAGAUCCAGAGCCUGACGGUACCCAGACACUUUCAAAACCGACUCAGAAGCCUGAGGAAGCCGAUGAGCCAAAAGUGGAGAAGCCAGACUCAGCUGCUAACGUCGAACCUAAUGCAAGUCAAAAAGCUGAAGAUGUUCACGAGGUCCCGCCUCCAGCUACUGAAGGUGUAGAGGUUGAUCCUCCAGUUACUGCAAAAGAUAAAAAGCCGAACAAAAGUAAACGUUCCAAGACCCCCAUUCAGGCAGCUGCAGCAAGUAUCGUGGAGAAGCCUGUCACAAGGAAGAGUGAGAGGAUAGACCGGGAAAAGCUCAAGCGGUCCAGUUCUCCUCGGGGAGAAGCACAGAAGCUUUUAGAAUUGAAGAUGGAGGCAGAGAAGAUUACAAGGGCUGCCUCUAAAAACUCAUCCAUGGACCCUGAACACCCUGAGCCAAGCUUGCCCCUCAGCCGAACUAGGCGCCGGAAUGUAAGGAGUGUCUACGCGACCAUGGGUGACCAUGAGAGCCGCUCUCCAGUCAAGGAGCCCGUUGAGCAACCACGAGUGACCAGGAAGAGACUGGAGCGGGAGCUUCAGGAGGCCGCAGUGGUUCCUACAACCCCUAGGAGGGGGAGGCCUCCAAAAACACGCCGUCGAGCUGAUGAAGAUGAUGAGACCGAGGCAAAAGAGCCAGUGGAGACAGUCAAACCAGCUGAGGGAUGGAGAUCCCCGCGAUCCCAAAAAGUAGCUGCUGGUGUCCAACAAGGGAAAAAGGGGAAAAACGAACCAAAAGUUGAUGCCGAACGUCCUGAGGCCACCACUGAGGUGAGUCCCCAAUUAAACGUGAAAGAAAGUAACACAAAAUCCAAGACUGAUAAAGAAGAAGCAGGAAGCGAACAAAAACGUGAUAGAAAAGAAAUGAGCACAGACAAAAAUCCACCCGAAACGCCCCCAGUUGAGGUGGUGGAGAAAAAAACAGCCCCUGAGAAAAACUCCAAGUCCAAGAGAGGAAGAUCUCGAAACUCUAGAUCAGCAGUGGACAAAUCUGCAAAUCUGAGAAACGUGGAAGCCACUGUAAGUCCCAGCGUGGCUGCAGGCCCUUCGGGACUGCCAGCGGAGGCGGCGGCUACGGUCGUGGCAGUUUCCCCUGAGAAGAGCGAGAGUCCCCAAGAGGAGGGUAGUUUAUCGUUGCGUUUGAACAGUGAGCCAGCUGAUCUGGACAAGGAACCAGAGAAGGAAGAUGGGUCUGCCUCUAAGCCGUCCCCAGAAGCAAAUCAGUUAGCCAAGCAGAUGGAGCUGGAACAGGCCGUGGAGAACAUCGAGAAGCUCGCGGAAACCUCCACCCCCACGGCUUUCAAGGCGGCAGCUGCAGAUGCCCCAGAGGGCCUCUCCACGGAGGACCGGGACAAGCCCGCACACCAAGCCAGCGAAACAGAGCUGGCUGCGGCCAUCGGUUCCAUCAUCAAUGACAUUUCUGGGGAGCCAGAAAACUUCCCAGCACCUCCACCUUACCCUACAGAGUCUCAGACAGAUCUGCAGUCUCCUGAGGAAGGAAUGGAGCCUGAGACCGAUGAGGCUGUGUCUGGCAUCUUGGAGACUGAGGCUGCUACAGAAUCUUCCAGGCCACCAGGCAGUGCACCUGACCCCUCAGCAGGCCCGGCAGAUACCAAGGAAGCCAGAGAGAACAGCAGCGAAACCUCCCACCCAGUGCCGGAAGUCAAAGGAUCAAAAGAAGCAGAAGUUACUCUUGCUCGGAAAGACAAAGGGCGCCAGAAGACCACUCGAUCACGCCGCAAACGGAAUACAAACAAGAAAACUGGGGGCGCGACAGAGACCCAUGUCUCUGAACCUGACCAAGUUCAAAGCAAGAGCCCUGCUACAAGUGAGGGGGCCACGAUACAGCCCCCAGAAACUCCACAGGAAGAAAAGCAGAGUGACAAGCCCCAGUCCACUCCCCCUGAGUCAUGUGCUUCUGACCCAAGCAAGACUACAUCCCAGGGAAAUUUGUCGCAAGAAAGCAGUGUUGAAGAAAAGACUCCAACCAAAGCAUCUGCGCUCCCAGACCUUCCCCCGGCCUCACAGCCAGCCCCCGUGGAUGACGAGCCUCGAGCCAGAUUCAAGGUGCAUUCCAUCAUUGAAAGUGACCCGGUGACCCCGCCCAGUGACUCAAGCAUGCCCACCCCCCCAAUACCUUCUGUAACGAUAGCAAAGCUCCCACCCCCUGUCGCUGCUGGGGGGAUCCCACACCAGAGUCCCCCGACGAAGGUGACAGAGUGGAUCACGAGGCAGGAGGAGCCACGGGCGCAAUCCACCCCAUCUCCGGCCCUUCCCCCAGACACGAAGGCCUCUGACGUAGACACCAGCUCCAGUACGCUGAGGAAGAUCCUCAUGGACCCUAAAUACGUAUCUGCCACGGGCGUCACUUCCACGAGUGUCACAACUGCCAUUGCAGAGCCUGUCAGUGCUGCCCCUUGCCUGCAUGAGGCACUGCCCCCUCCGGUUGAAUCUAAAAAGCCUCUUUUAGAAGAAAAAGCAGCAGCUCCAGUAACUAACACCUCCGACACACAGGCCUCAGAGGUUCCAGUAGCCACUGACAAAGAAAAGGUGACUCCAGUCAUUGCUCCAAAAAUUACUUCUGUUAUUAGCCGGAUGCCUGUCAGCAUUGAUUUGGAGAAUUCACAAAAGAUAACUCUGGCGAAACCAGCUCCUCAGACCCUGACUGGCCUGGUGAGCGCCCUGACCGGCCUGGUGAAUGUCUCCUUGGUUCCAGUGAAUGCGCUGGCCGGCCCAGUGAAUGCCCUGAAAGGCCCUGUGAAGGGCUCAGUGGCCACGCUGAAAGGCUUGGUGAACACUCCCGCUGGCCCCGUGAACGUCCUAAAGGGACCAGUGAAUGUUCUGACGGGGCCCGUGAAUGUUCUCACGGCUCCAGUGAACGCCGCCACGGGCACAGUGAACACUGCCGCGGGUGCAGUGACAGUUUCCGCGGGUGCGGUGACUGCUGCAUCUGGGGUUGUGACUGCCGCGACAACAGGUGCAGUGACUGUGGCAGGUGCAGUGAUUGCACCAUCCGCAAAGUGCCGACAGAGAUCCGGCACUAAUGACAACAGUCGGUUCCACCCAGGGUCUAUGUCUGUGAUUGACGACCGUCCGGCAGACACGGGCUCUGGCGCUGGGCUGCGUGUGAACACUUCAGAAGGGGUUGUGCUGCUGAGCUAUUCGGGGCAGAAGACAGAAGGCCCACAGCGGAUCAGUGCCAAGAUUAGCCAGAUCCCCCCGGCAAGUGCGAUGGACAUUGAGUUUCAGCAGUCGGUGUCCAAGUCCCAGGCCAAACCCGAUUCUGUCACGCCAUCUCAGCCUCCGCCCAAAGGCCCUCAAGCUCCUUCAGGCUAUGCAAACGUGGCCACCCAUUCUACUCUGGUACUAACUGCCCAGACCUAUAACGCAUCUCCUGUGAUUUCAUCGGUUAAGGCUGACCGUCCGUCCUUGGAGAAGCCUGAGCCCAUUCAUCUCUCUGUGUCCACACCCGUCACCCAGGGUGGCACAGUAAAGGUCCUCACCCAGGGCAUAAACACACCCCCGGUGCUGGUUCACAACCAGCUGGUCCUCACCCCAAGCAUAGUCACCACUAACAAAAAGCUUGCUGACCCCGUCACCCUCAAAAUAGAGACCAAGGUCCUUCAGCCAGCAAACCUGGGGUCCACUCUUACACCCCACCACCCUCCUGCUCUGCCCAGCAAACUGCCUGCAGAAGUGAACCACGUCACCUCGGGGCCCAGCACCCCGACAGAUCGGACUGUCUCCCAUUUGGCAGCCACCAAGCCAGAUGUGCAUUCCCCUCGACCUAGCGGGCCGGCUCCGUCCCCAUUCCCGAGGGCAUGCCACCCCAGUAGCACCACGUCCGCCGCGCUCUCCACUAAUGCCACGGUCAUGCUGGCUGCGGGCAUUCCUGUGCCGCAGUUCAUCUCUAGCAUCCACCCAGAGCAGUCCGUCAUCAUGCCACCCCACAGCAUCACCCAGACCGUGUCGCUCAGCCACCUGUCACAGGGCGAGGUGAGGAUGAACACACCCACAUUGCCCAGCAUCACCUACAGCAUCCGGCCAGAGACGCUUCACUCUCCUCGGGCCCCUCUGCAGCCCCAGCAAAUAGAGGUGCGGGCCCCGCAGCGCGCGGGCACCCCACAGCCAGCCGCAGCUGGUGUGCCCGCCCUGGCCUCCCAGCACCCUCCAGAGGAAGAAGUGCAUUAUCACCUCCCCGUUGCUCGAGCCGCAGCCCCUGUGCAGUCGGAGGUGCUGGUCAUGCAGUCUGAGUACCGACUACACCCGUACACUGUGCCCCGGGAUGUGAGGAUCAUGGUGCAUCCUCACGUGACGGCCGUCAGCGAGCAGCCCCGGGCAGCGGACGGGGUGGUGAAAGUGCCACCAGCCAGCAAGGCCCCUCAGCAACCAGGGAAAGAAGCCGCCAAGGUGGCAGAUGCCAAAGCCGCCCCCGCCGCCGCCCCCGCCCCCCACGGUGAGGCCCGCAUCCUCACCGUCACGCCCAGCAACCAGCUGCAGGGGCUGCCUCUGACCCCGCCCGUGGUGGUGACCCACGGGGUGCAGAUCGUGCACUCCAGCGGGGAGCUCUUUCAGGAGUACAGGUACGGGGACAUCCGCACCUACCACGGCCCGGCUCAGCUCGCGCACGCGCAGUUUCCUGCUGCUGCCUCCAUUGGCCUGCCUUCCCGGACCAAGGGUCCUGCUCAGGGCCUUCCUCCUGAAGGCGAGCCCUCACAGCCUCUGCAGCCUGCGCAGUCCAUACAGCCAGCCCAGUCCACGCAGCCCUCCCAGCUCAGCCAGCCAGGCCAGCCACCAAGCAGCAAGAUGCCUCCAGUCUCCCAGGAGGCAAAGGGCACCCAGACAGGAGUAGAGCAGCCGCGCCUCCCAAACGUACCUGGAAACAGGCCGGCUGAGCCUCAUGCCCAGGUCCACAGGGCGCAGGCGGAAACAAGCCAGACCUCCUAUCCCUCCCCUGUGUCUGUCUCGAUGAAGCCUGACCUCCCGGCCCCUCUUCCUGCUCAGGCUGCCCCAAAGCAGCCGUUGUUUGUCCCUACAUCCUCAGGCCCCAGCCCCCCUCCAGGACUGGCUCUGCCACAUACUGAAACCCAGGCCGCCCCCAAACAAGAUUCCUCUCCACAUUUGACUUCCCAGAGACCUGUGGAUAUGGUCCAGCUUCUGAAGAAGUACCCCAUCGUGUGGCAGGGCCUACUGGCCCUCAAGAACGACACAGCUGCUGUGCAGCUCCACUUCGUCUCUGGCAACAAUGUCCUGGCCCAUCGGUCCCUGCCGCUCUCUGAAGGAGGGCCCCCCCUGAGGAUCGCCCAGAGGAUGCGGCUGGAGGCCUCACAGCUGGAGGGGGUUGCCCGAAGGAUGACGGUGGAGACAGAUUACUGUCUGCUGCUGGCUCUGCCCUGUGGCCGUGACCAAGAGGAUGUCGUGAGCCAGACCGAGUCCCUCAAGGCUGCCUUCAUCACAUAUCUGCAGGCCAAGCAGGCGGCAGGCAUCAUCAACGUUCCCAACCCUGGCUCCAAUCAGCCCGCCUAUGUGCUGCAGAUCUUCCCGCCCUGCGAGUUCUCUGAGAGUCACCUGUCCCGUCUGGCCCCCGACCUCCUGGCCAGCAUCUCCAACAUCUCUCCCCACCUCAUGAUCGUCAUUGCCUCUGUGUGAGCCCCUGAAUGGUCACCACUCGGCGUAUCUUCCUGAGGCUCUGCAGCAAAAAAAUAAAACACAGGACAACCCAGCCAAGUGGAGGAAGAAGCUGCCGAGGGGGACAGACUCCACUGCCAGACGGCCAGCCUCGCUCUCCUACCCGCCCGCCCGCCCCAGUCAGACAGACCCCCCACCCCCGCCCCGGGCAGUGGUGCUGCUACUCGUAUGUUUACAUGACAUUUAGCCCAAGGACAGACCACCAACCAAUGGACUUGCAGACACCUUGAGGCUGGGUUUCUCUCUCCUCUUUUUGGAGAAAAGGAACAGGGCAGUGGAAUUUUCUUUUUGUUUUUGUUUUUAAGAAACAGAACUGCCUUUGCACUAAAUUAGUGACUUGGACUUUUGCACAGUGAAGACAGGCUGUGACACUCUGGAUGUCUUGGUGUACGUGAACACACAUGGCACACACAUCGCAGACUCUCACGCAGGACUUCAAACUUCUGCUGAAACCUUGGGGUCAAGGAACAUUUCAUUGGGCUGUGUUGUCCCCACCCCUCCCCUUCCCCUUGCUCAUUUGGAUGUCACCUCUCUUUAAUUCUCCUGCUGCCACCAUCUUUGAUUCACCCAGGAUGUACAGUUUACAAUCAGAAAAGAGCAAACAGAAGGAUUUUUCUCUCUUGGUGGAAUAUGCAGAACUUGGGAUGUGUGUAUAUAUAAAUAUAUAAUAUAUAUAAAUAUAUAUAAUACUGACUUAAAAAUCAAAUUCCCCGACAUACAUUUUUUUUAAUCUGUGCCAAAAAUGUGUUUUCAGAGAAAAUCUUAUUUUCAUACUCAGACUUUGUAUCGUCACUCAUUUGUAUAAGUGCGCUUCGUUACAGCACGGGCCCUGCCCCCGCAACUUGGAAGUGUCACACACACACAAAAAGACUGUACAAAAGAAAGA
Molecule: messenger RNA, 12155 nt
Organism: Physeter macrocephalus (sperm whale)
Lineage: Eukaryota; Metazoa; Chordata; Mammalia; Artiodactyla; Physeteridae
Gene: SPEN
Product: spen family transcriptional repressor
Exons: 15
Coding region: 308-11230 (3640 amino acids)
Biological process (GO): regulation of transcription by RNA polymerase II
Cellular component (GO): nucleus
Molecular function (GO): mRNA binding
Source: RefSeq, a predicted model, not a curated record